UAUUGGAAUAUGUUUCACGUAUUACAAUUUACCAACAUUGUUUCUUUUAUGUGGGAUUUACAAAGCACGAAUUUUCUCUACAAGUGACAAAAAAGCUUCGAAGACAAAAUGUUCGUUUCUUUACGAUGGGAUGCCGAUCCAUUUCAAUGCUAUUUCUAAUUAUAGUGCUGUGUUUAUCAUUUGUUGCGUGUUUCCCUUUAUCUGAAAAAGACCGAAACUGGCAAAAUCCACUCAGUGGGAAUACACAAGACAUUAUGGAUAUAAAAAACUUCGGACGGCAAAUUUUAGAUGGUGAUUACAUUUUGCAACAAAGCAAAAGUAUGGGUAAUACAAAACAAACUGCAGAAAUAAAACAGAAAAAUAUUGAGAAUUUGACAGAAAAUAUUAUGGAUUCUUAUAAAGAAGAAUCUAAUAGUUCGCAUCCUUUAAUACGACAUAAACGUUAUUCUAUGAGUUUUCAAUCAGUGCAUAGCAAAUUGACGCCUUAUUUAGAUCCGAGUUUUGAUCCAUUUUACAAUGCUCAUGUAAUGCCAUGUAGUUACCAGCUUCGACACUAUUGUCUCAAUAACGGAGUCUGUGCCGUGGUUCGGGCUCUAGAUAUAAUAACAUGCAGAUGUCCAGUUCAGUACACGGGUAAAAGAUGUGAAAUGAUAGAUACUGAUUAUUUAUUGGCCCUGUUUGGGAUUCAGUAAUAAACAGAUGAAGACAAAGAACCACGUAACAUGAUUCAUACAUCAUCUCCAGGAGUACGUCGACAUCUUAGCUUGAAAAACAUCAUACCAAAACGACCAAGGCAUAGAACACAGUCUGCAGAACGUGUCACCUCUGUUGACAGACAUGGAUGACAAGUCCGUCCUCUUACAUAUAUGAACUUCAAGCUGGUUUUUCAUAAAACUUAAGAAUAUUCAAGCUUUAAAAUGGCUGAAUAUCUCUUCUUAUAUCUAGGCACGCGGGUUACACGUGGACCAAUUUAGGCAACAUGGUUGAAAGAGUGCCAUCAUCACUUAGGGGGUAGUAAAUUUUCUUCCUCUAUUGAAAAAAAAAACCAUAUCAUUGAAUCAUGUGCAUCAUGUGGGUCUCAUUUUAUGAAUCGCAAUAUUUGUUUAAUCAUUUUAGGUCAUUUGACCAAAGACCAUUUCAGCCAUUAGUUGCCAUCUGUUGGUAUCAGUCUUCCUCUCGUCAACAUUUCAAAUUGUGUUCUCCCUUCUUUAAUUUUUUAGAACUACCGAACAAAAUAAAACACAACUUUGCAGAUACUUUGGAACCAAACUGCAAAUUGCUGUUAUUUUCACGAACAAAUGAAGUGAAAUAAAAAGUGACACUGUCAUGUAAAGGUAGUUUAUAAAUGCUGAUACUUUGGUUCUGAUAAAAUUUCCCGAGAAAACAAUUUGGUAGAAAUUUAUAAUGUCACUUCUAAAACCAGUUGACUGAAUUGAAACCAAACUUUCAAAACAUGUUCCCAUAAAAGAUCUUAUUAUUUGUUUGUUACAUACCGUUCUGAAAUUCAAAAUAACCAGCGGAGUUCAAAGUUACAUUGUAAUCUUAUGGAAAAUAACAGUGUUCAUAAGUUGGCACCGCAAAAUGGCACAAAUAGGAGUACAUGAAAAUUAAAUAUGUAGAAAUAAAACUUAGUCACUUUUAUAUAAAUCAAGGGCCUUCUAAGAGUCAAGGGCCCACAUAGGCAAAUUGCAGCGCAUGCAUUGUAUAAUAAGAUUUCUUAAGCCCUAUGUUGAGCAAUUCAGGAACCUUUAAUUUAAUAAAAACACACAAUUUAGAGGCAAUUAUUAUCCGUUAUUUGAUUAAAUUAAAAGCUUUUUAGGCGUACCUGCAAAACGUUUUAAUAUUCUGUAGUCAGAGUGUCAGUCAGCAGGUGUUUUGGCUUUGUGAAUAAUGUAACGUUUUGCACUCUUUGACUGGAAGACAAUAUUUACAACUUCCUGUUUAUUUUGUCGCAGUAAGACGAAGUUCGUGUUGUCUUUAAAUAAGAUUGAACUUGUAUCAAUCUUAAAAUCAUAAUGUUAUAUUUUUGUUUAGUGGAUAUUUUACAUAUGAAUACAACUAAUUGGUGUUAAGAUUGUAAAAGCUGUUGGGGACGAUUGUUGUUUUAAUGGAGAUACAUUUCUUCUAGAGAACUGCCUCUCUAUCAAGAGGAACGCUGUGAUAUAUUAUGUUGUUGCAAUGUUGUAUUUUUGUUCAUAACAAAUGCAAAUCAAACCUGUUGUAUUUUUAUUUUUUUAUCUUUUCAAAUUAUCAUAGUGUUAAUUGUGAUGUGAUUUUUUACAUUCAAAGAAAAAACAUUAUCAAUUUUUAAUUUCUUUUCUGUUUAUAAAUGGCUGAAUUGUUGAAAAUUUAACGAUAAAAAAGCUGGUGAGAUUAUCAGACUUACAUUUAUACUGUUAUUUACUGUUACUGUAUAGACUAUAGAUGUGUUAACCAAUGUUACUGUAUAGACUAUACAUGUGUUAACCAAUGUUACUGUAUAGACUAUACAUGUGUUAGCCAAUGUUACUGUAUAGACUAUACAUGUGUUAGCUAAUGUUACUGUAUAGACUAUACAUGUGUUAGCCAAUGUUACUGUAUAGACUAUACAUGUGUUAGCCAAUGUUACUGUAUAGACUAUACAUGUGUUAGCUAAUGUUACUGUAGAGACUAUACAUGUGUUAGCCAAUGUUACUGUAUAGACUAUACAUGUGUUAGCUAAUGUUACUGUAUAGACUAUACGUGUGUUAGCCAAUGUUACUGUAUAAACUAUACAUGUGUUCGCUAAUGUUACUGUAUAGACUAUACAUGUGUUAGCCAAUGUUACUGUAUAGACAAUACAUGUGUUAGCCAAUGUUACUGUAUAAACUAUACAUGUGUUAGCUAAUGUUACUGUAUAGACUAUACAUGUGUUAGCUAAUGUUACUGUAUAGACUUUACACGUGUUAGUCAAUGUUACUGUAUAGACUAUACAUGUGUUAGCUAAUGUUACUGUAUAGACUAUACAUGUGUUAGCCAAUGUUACUGUAUAGACUAUACAUGUGUUAGCCAAUGUUAGCGCAAAUGAUUUAUUUUAUGUAGAUUGUUAGAAAUUAUAGGUGUAUGAAGCGAAAGUGCUCAAGUGAAACUCAUGUGAAUCUGAAGUUACAUGAAUCAAACUAUCGUUUCACUUAGAUUUUUUUUAUGUCAACACUUUAGAUCAAAUUGACCCACCUUAAGAUAAAUUGUAAUUGACCUAGCAAAAGAUUGAUUGUACACAAAAGUUGUAUUCUGGCAAUGUUGAAACCGUUAUUGGUACAUAUUUGGAUGGCGAAGUUAGUUCACAUAAUGUUCAAUACAGUAAUUCUGCUAUUAUGAAGCUAGGAAAUGAAAUCAUUGAUCUAAAUUUCAUCUCUCAUUAUAGUUUACGGAAAGACAAAACAUGAAAAUAUUAAUUAAGACGACUUGAACCUGCUGUGGUGAACUUUGCAUAGGAGUUGAUGGACACUACAAAGCCUAUUUGUUAUUUUUUGAUUUAUGCAAAGACGAUUUAAAAAAAAGAAGCCGGGUAUAGAUCUAUGUCCGUGACUUCUUAAAGGCAUGUAAUAUUUUAAUUUGAUUAUUGGAAUAAUCAUCCACUAGGAAAGAUAUGAAAGCAUGCCGGACGGCGAUGAUUUUUGGCGUAGGCUCAGAAAAUUCAACAGAGAAAACAAAGUUAAAAAAUGAUUUCAUUCCAAGUUGAUUUCUAUAUAGAAUAAUAUCAAACUCUAGAGAAAAAAAACCUCAAACUCAUGUGUAAAAUCAAUUGUACUUCGGAGUAGACUUUUUAUUGGCUGAGUGUUGACACAGUGGGAUAUUUUUGAUCCUCUGGUUAUUUUUUAUAUACAGUUAUGUUUAAUUCAAUUUUACAUGGUCAUGUGCCAUCGCAUAAAUAUGCUUAAAGAGGCAUUUACAGCUGUAAGACUGGUUAUAUUUUUUAUUAUUGAAUCAGUAGACAGACAAGGUGGUCUUCGUUAUUGAAAAUUACCACUAUACCAUGAUAUAAAACAUAAUAGUUUAUACUGAGUGCUUGUCUUCAUGGAAAGCAAUAUUCAAAUCUUUAGUCACAUUUGUUUGUUAUAAGAAACUAAAUUUAAAAUGAUGAUUUAAACGCAAAGAUUAUAUAUAUGUUAACCUAUCUGAUAAUCAAAUUAAUUUAUUGUACACUAAUAGUGAUCAAAAAGAUGUAUUACAUGUGUAUACAACAGAUUUUCUGUUAAAACGAAUAAUUUGCGCCCACUUGCAACCAAUUAUUGUUAAUGAAGAGAUCGUUAGUGGACGGAACUGGAUUACUUAGCUUAGAUCAACUAGUUAUCAUACACCGGAUUAACCAGUUAGCUCGUUGUCUAAUUGCUUUACACUACAUAAGCUGUUUAUCUCUUUAAAUAAUUAAUUUAUUUUUCACAUGUUUUUGAAGAUUUUGUUGAAACUCGACUUGGUAUCAUGUUAGUUGUUAACUUAUUUAAAUUCAGGAAUCCUACAUGAUAAAAAAAAACAAAAAAAACAUAAAUGUGUUUUACAUUAACUUUCUUUUUACUUCAUCACAAGUUUUUUUUAUAUAACUUUCUAUCACUGGCAUUUUUCUUGAAAAGACAUGGAAUAUAUGCCACUGGAUGUUAAUAACUAAUAGUUAAGAACUAUCACCAGCCUAAAAGAAUUCGAAAAGCAUAAUCAUCAUACCAAAGGUUUUUAGGAGUCAAAAUGUAUCAAUUUUUUUAGCUAAUAACUAUAAGAAUUAUCGUUCAACUUUAUUCAUUUUCAUAUUUUCAUUGUAGUAGGACAUUAUUCCCUUUCCUGUCAUCUCUCAGGGUAUUCAUUUUGGGUUUAUAAGAGACACAAUCUGUCUAAGAAAUAUAAGAUGUAAAUACUUAUAUCAUUUAAGGUAUAUAUAUGGAAAAACUAUGUUAUAAAAGAUUAAAUAAUGUAAUAAAGGAAUGGAAAGUUUA
Molecule: messenger RNA, 4943 nt
Organism: Mytilus trossulus (common blue mussel)
Lineage: Eukaryota; Metazoa; Mollusca; Bivalvia; Mytilida; Mytilidae
Product: protein vein-like
Exons: 3
Coding region: 126-692 (188 amino acids)
Biological process (GO): epidermal growth factor receptor signaling pathway; positive regulation of mitotic nuclear division; positive regulation of cell population proliferation
Source: RefSeq, a predicted model, not a curated record